This is a messenger RNA of Sporothrix schenckii 1099-18, 3123 nucleotides long. RefSeq names its product p21-activated kinase 1. NCBI's taxonomy places the organism in Eukaryota, Fungi, Ascomycota, Sordariomycetes, Ophiostomatales, Ophiostomataceae. Gene Ontology annotation, molecular function: ATP binding; protein serine/threonine kinase activity. Bases 1 to 3123 code for a protein of 1040 amino acids. Gene Ontology annotation, biological process: regulation of MAPK cascade; protein phosphorylation; intracellular signal transduction. The transcript is spliced from 4 exons. The record is from RefSeq and is a predicted model, not a curated record. Gene Ontology annotation, cellular component: cytoplasm.
AUGGACGGCGGCGGCCAGAGCCUGAAUAUUCUUUCUUCCUUCGGCACUUCCCACCAACAACAAAAGAAGCAACAACAACAGCAGCAGCAGCAGCAGAAUCGUCGCCGACUCACCAAAAAGCCUCCGCCCUCGUCAUACCAACACUCUUCGUCGACGAGCUUCGAUGGUCGCACAAUCGACACCCAGUCUCUGCAGAGCAAAGGCAGCUCCACGAGUUUGAGGCGCGCUCCGAGCGCUCCCCAAACCCGCACGUCUUUCUCGGCCUACGCGUCCUCGUCCACGUCCUCAUCGCCGCGCCAUCUGCCCUCUGCAGGCACCCCGUCGCUCUCGAACCCCUCGCCCAACCUGCCUGGCGGCGAGUUCCUCACGGCCGACUACCAGCAAUAUCAGCAUCAGAAGAAGCAACAACAGCAGCAACAACAGCAGCAACUGUAUUCUUCUCCUCCUCAUCCUUCUUAUCCGUACCCAUACAACCCUUCGAUUGCGGCCGCUGCCUCUGCUGCUGCAUCCGCGCCCUCCAAUCGUAUGAAUCACAGCGCCAUCCCCGACGCCGUUGUCCGCUCGCCGUCAAACGGUAGUGCUCUCACUUCGGCCUCCGAGGACUUUGUCGGCGCACCCUUUGACGGCGCCGCCAUCUUGAACCGCAUCGAAGAGACUACGACACCCACACCUGCCCCGAACUCUUCGUCUCUGUCCUCAAAUCUUCCCCCACAACCGUCAUUUCAGCCCUCGCGGAACGCCCCAGUACCGCCAACCGCCGCCAACACCACGAUGCAGGCCUCGGGCUUCCCCACGAGCGUGCCAGGCGGCUCAACGCCAUCCGCCGGUGCCGCCAGUGCUGCCAAUGCCGCCAAUACCAGCAAUCCCGCUGUCGCCGCGAUUUCGACAACGACCGCCGCAUCGGCACCCGUUACAGCCGCUGCGUCUCCCACGCCGUCAAACGAGUUGAGCGAGAAGACCCCGUCAGCACAGUCUGGGCCGACCUGGCCGUCGGGAGGCUCUGGCGCCGACUCGCAGCUCCCAGGCACGAAGCGUUACUCCGACGAAGGCAGAGAGCUCAGAGGACCGAGCAUGUUGCGCAAAAAGUCGGGCUUCUCAGGCUUCAUGACCAGCUUGGUUGGCUCACCCAAGAAGCCGCUGAUUUCUGCACCGGAGAACCCCGUUCACGUCACCCAUGUCGGCUACGACAGCAAUACGGGACAGUUUACGGCAAGUUUUGCAAACAGCGGCCUGCCAAAGGAAUGGCAGCGACUGAUUAAUGAGAGUGGCAUCACAGAAAAAGAGCGCACGCAAAAUCCAGAAGCCCUCAUGCAGGUCAUCACGUUCUACAAGGAGACGACGGAGAAGCCACAGGAGGACCAGGUGUUGGAAAAGUUUCACGAUGCCCGCCCUGGUAUGCCUCCACAAGCAAACUCGUCAACGUCUUUGACCGCUCCGUCCCCCAACGUCCCGGCAGGUGGUGUUCCCGGAGCAUUCAAUCCCAUGUCACCGCUCAUGAGUCCGCCCACGAGUCCUCGCUUCCCGCUCGUCAACUACGAAGGCAGCUUUGUCAACCCCCGUUCGCCACCGCCCGUACCCAAAGGCCCGGGCUCGUCUGGCCUGAAGGAUAUCAACCUGAUGCCCAGCCGACCCGCACCCCGGCCACCUGUAAGCCUGCCGUCUCGCACCGCGCCCCAGGCACCAUUCCUGCCCACCAAGGACUCGGGCAUUGGUAUGACCCAUCAGCAAGACGAUGGAACGGGACCACCGCCGAUUGCACCUCCGCCGAAAGACAACGUCCCCAUGCUUCCCGAAGAACACCGCUCUCGGUCGAACUCGCGUGUCACGGCGCCGUACCAGCCGCCAGGGGCUGGCGGCAUGAGCAGUGCACAGCAGGCGAACGCGGCCGCCCAAGCCGCUGCGUACCAGCAGCAGCUCCUCCAGCAACAGCAGGACCAGGCAAUUGCGCAGGCGCAGGCCGCUAUGACUGGACAGCUGGGACGGACGACCAGCACACGCCAGCAGCAGCACAAACCAAUACAGCAACAGCAGCCCACACCGCCGCAGUCCCAGCACCACCAGUUUGCUCGCUCGCCGGACGUCAAUGGCGCUGGGCGCUCACCACAGGCCCAGCCGUACCCAGCAGCAGCGACGACCACACAGCAGCAGCAGCAGCAGCUCCAGCAGUUGCAGUCCCAGGCCCGGCCGCGCCAGCGACCACGUACGAACACCGCUACUGGUAUCGAUAUCUCUGCGCGCCUCCGGCAAAUCUGCUCCGACGGCGACCCGCACCGUAUGUAUCGUGGCUUCAACAAGAUUGGCCAGGGUGCCUCGGGUGGUGUCUACACGGGCUUUGAGCGGGGCAGCAACCGGUUGGUUGCCAUUAAGCAGAUGAACCUGGAGCAGCAGCCAAAGAAGGACCUGAUCAUCAACGAGAUCCUGGUCAUGAAAGACAGCUCCCAUCCGAACAUUGUCAACUUCAUUGACAGUUACCUGUGGGAGGGCGAGCUGUGGGUCAUCAUGGAGUUCAUGGAAGGCGGCAGCUUGACUGAUGUUGUCACGUACAACAUCAUGACGGAAGGCCAAAUUGCGUCCGUCUGCCGCGAAACUCUAAAGGGUUUACAGCAUCUGCACUCCAAGGGUGUCAUCCACCGUGACAUCAAGUCGGACAACAUCCUACUGUCGAUGGAAGGCAACAUCAAGCUCACUGAUUUCGGCUUUUGCGCGACUAUCAACGAAGCCCAAAACAAGCGGACUACUAUGGUCGGUACGCCUUACUGGAUGGCUCCUGAGGUGGUCAUGCGUAAGGAGUACGGCCGCAAGGUCGACAUCUGGUCUCUCGGUAUUAUGGCCAUUGAGAUGAUCGAGGGCGAGCCGCCCUACCUGACGGAAUCGCCGCUGCGUGCUCUCUGGCUAAUCGCCACAAACGGCACGCCUGUCAUCAAGGAGGAGCACAAUCUGUCUGAGGUCUUCCGCGACUUCCUCUACUUUGCCCUCAAGGUGGAGCCUGACAAGCGGGCAAGCGCCCAUGACUUGUUAAGGCAUGAUUUUAUGAAGCUAUGUGUGGACUUAUCGCAGUUGUCGCCGCUGGUUCGUGCCGCCCGUGAAGCGAAAGCCCAGGAGAAGGCUCGGAAGGGGCAAUGA